AUGCCCCUAAGAAUUAAAAUCAUUCCAGAAUUACAAUAGAUAAAGCUUGAAGUAAAGGAAAAUGGAUCUGUUCAUCUUAUGGAUAUUUAAAUGAAAUUGGAUUAAUAAAAUGAGGAUGCUGAUUUAUAAUCAGUGUCUCUAUUAUUAAAAUAAAGCAAACAGAUCAACCACCCCCCAGUUCAAGUUCAAAAGCACCCUGCUUGUUCCUUUAAAAAAAUUGAUACACAACCAAAAUGUGAUGAGAUUGAUUGGGAAGAUGAUCAAUAGUUCUAAAAGAGAGUUAAAUGA
This is a messenger RNA of Paramecium tetraurelia, 288 nucleotides long. RefSeq lists its product as uncharacterized. The record is from RefSeq and is a predicted model, not a curated record. The transcript has a single exon. Lineage: Eukaryota; Ciliophora; Oligohymenophorea; Peniculida; Parameciidae.